UGUUUAGGAUAUUUUAAAACGGGUAAACAAAACACUUGGCUGAAUCAGUCAGACACGUAUCUGCAGACUUCAGUCAAAAAAAUCUAAGCAAAGAUACAAACACAUCAACUAUGUCAGACUUUUUCAUCCCAAACAGCUCUUCUGUGGACAUCACCUGUGUCGAUCAAUUUUCUGUCCCUUUGGUUGUUUUUGUAAGUAAACAAAUGCGUGUGGUAUGUGGCAGCUGUUCGCAAAUUAUACCAACAAAUUUGCACAUUACCCAUCUUCCUGCCCUCCAGCUGCUCGCUCCUGAGGGUGUCGCCACAGUGAGAGGACUCAAAAUGAAGGAUAACCUUUAACUAUAUCAACAGUAACAAAUAACAUGUAACCUACAUUUCUAUUGUAGCUACUAAAAUGUGUGUGAUGUGAGUUAUUGUGUUGCAGGUUGAGGUGUUAUGAACAACUAUGAGGUUGUGCGACAGAUUGGAGAGGGUGCAUUUGGGAGAGCCUUACUGGUCCUGGACAAGAGGGGUGGAGGCAGGCAGUGUGUGGUGAAGCAGAUCAGCCUCAGGAAGAUGUCUGUGAAAGAAAAAGAAGCUUCAGGGAAAGAAGUGACACUUUUGUCCAAGAUGAAUCACCCAAACAUUGUUUCCUUCAUCACAUCAUUCCAGGAGAGGGGCAGCUUGUUUAUAGUGAUGGAGUUCUGUGAUGGAGGAGAUCUGCUGAAGAAGAUCAGCAUGCAGAGAGGAGUUCCCUUUUCUGAGGACCAGAUUGUGGACUGGUUCAUUCAGAUCUGCAUGGGCCUCAAACACAUCCAUGACAGGAAGAUUCUCCACAGAGACAUCAAGGCUCAGAAUAUCUUCUUAACCAGUGGAGGGAUGAAAGCAAAGUUGGGAGACUUUGGAAUCGCAAGAAUGUUGAAUAACACCAUGGAGCUGGUCUGGACCUGUGUCGGGACUCCGUACUACCUCUCACCAGAGAUCUGCGAGAGUCGACCCUACAACAACAAGACUUUGAGGGCAGCAGCCUGAGGCAACUGGUCAGUAAGAUCUGCAGGGGGCGCUACACACCUGUACCUGUCCGCUACUCCCAAGACCUGCGCCAGCUUGUCACUCAGCUCUUCAAGGUGACGCCGGCAGAGUUUAACCACGUGUUACCACUUGACAAAAGAGCAGCAGCAGCAACACAAGCUGCUAAAACCCAAAGUGGAGCAGCUGAGAAGGAGCAGAAUGUCAGAGGAACAGAGAGACAUGGAGGAGCUGACAACAAACUGUCUGCUGAGCGAGACCAGAGGAUCAUAAAGAACGCAGCUCCUCGUCAUCAAAGAGCAGCUCAGCUAGCUGCUGACAGAAGGUUUGCAAGGAACCAGAGGAUCAGUGAGCCUGUCAGCCAUUAUCAUCACUACCACGCUCAGCUGGAUGCCUUUCAGAGGAGGAAACAAGUCCUUCCUCUUCCUCCUGCUGCUCCUCAUGAGAACAUGAAGGAUGUGAUGCUGGGAUGUGAAGACCAGGCAGGUCCUCCAGUAGAACCAUAUCAGCUUGUGGCUGCAGCUCGUAAUGAGUACCUGCAGAGGAGGCAGGAGGCCAGCCAGUACAAGCUGAGAGCAGAGAAACAGCUGGGUCUGCGUCCGUGUACAGCAGAAUCCAACAGGAAGUCCGGUGGUCCAGAGCAGGUGGUGAGUCGGCCUGAAAACCAACAGGCUCCUCAGGACAGGAAGCAGGAGGGUCAGCAGGAGUAUCUGCGCCAGCUACAUCUGAUCAGACACCAGUACCACCAGGAGAUGAGACAGUGGAGGCAGAGAGCUGAACCACAGACUGAGCCUCAGAACACGCAGAGAACCUUUGUGGUGGAGAAACCUUCAAACAGUAAAGAUGAGCAGGAAGCACCUGUUCAGGACGUUGAAGCAGCUCUGAGGCAGAACAGAGAUCAGAGGAGAGAUCUGCAGAAGAAACAAAAAGAGAAAAAAGGAAUCACAUUUGAAAUCCAGCUAGAUGAGGAAGGAGCAACAGGAGCUGGAGAUGAAAGAAAAGAAGAAGAAAAGGAAGUGGACCCAUUGAACCAGACGCUAAGUUACAAGGAAGGGGAAAAGCUGAAGCUCGGGGAUUGGUCAAAGGAGAGAAGGGGGUGGAGCCGAAGGACCCCUCAGACUCUGCUGGACGCGCUCGCCAACAUGGACGUCAGCUCUGUUACCAGCACAGCAACUGUGCCUGGUAAAGUGGAAUAUGUAGCAGGUCGCAGGCAGUGGGUCAGUGGACCCCCCAACACCCUGCUGAAGGUUCUGGCUCAGGCUGAACUCAUCUCACCGACCCCGGACCCUCAGAGCCCAGAUUUAGACCCAGAGAAGGACGAAACUGAGAAAGAAGACAAGGCUGAGGAGGAGGACAAGACUGAGGAAGACAAGGCUGAGGAGGAGGAUAAGACUGAGGAAGACAAGGCUGAGGAGGAUGACAAGGAUGAAGACUCUGAUGUGGAAAUGGAUGAAGAGCGUCUGGAGCCGAGGUCUGAUGACGACGACACGAACUUUGAGGAGUCGGAGGACGAGCUGAGAGAGGCGGUGGCGGACUCCAUGAGGAACCUGUUCGUCGUGGAGGACUCCAGCUCAGAUGAAAACCCUCAGGAGACCACAGAGCAGAGGAGCAGUGAAGCCUGCAGACCAUCAGGUCCAACCACAGGCCAAGAACUGCCAUCAGGUCUGACUAAACCUGAAGAACCUUCUGAUGGCCCCUGAGGCUCCAGGUUUGUCCAAAACAGACAGGAACUGCAGACCAGCUGAAGCCUGAAACCCUUCCGGCCCCCUCAAGAGUCUGAGUCAUCAUCUGACCUGCCACUAUUUAAGCAUUUAUUAGAAUUAUUAUAAUAAUAUGCUUCUUUCAGCAAACAGCUGUUUCUUUCUACAUCUGCUGGAGGUCAGGUCCACAUUCAGUCCAGUUCACUUAAAUCAGACCCGAACUGACAUUUAAAGUAGUUUUUAACAUGACAAAAUACUAUUUUAUUUCAAAACAGUUUUCUUCUUUCAUCUUAUUUCAGAGUUAAAUAACAAAUAUAAUAACAAAUGGUCAGCUGGUCUCUUAAUAAAUAUUUGGAACAAUUUUUUUUUCCA
Messenger RNA from Austrofundulus limnaeus, 3079 nucleotides. RefSeq names its product NIMA related kinase 5 (gene nek5). Gene Ontology annotation, biological process: protein phosphorylation. Lineage: Eukaryota; Metazoa; Chordata; Actinopteri; Cyprinodontiformes; Rivulidae. Gene Ontology annotation, molecular function: ATP binding; protein kinase activity. The record is from RefSeq and is a predicted model, not a curated record.